CUUAGAAAUAUUUCGAAAUUUCCGUUGUCAAGGAAGUGGAGAUGCAACUCUCGCGAUAAUUUGUUUUUCAAGCUGUUUUUGACCCAGAUUAAAUGGCUACCAAAAUGCAGGUUUUAUACGUUGGGGGCAUAAAUUGCUGAUUGGUGAUAGAUAAGACUUGCGUAUUCUAAUAGCGCUUCAUAGUAGAGUAAAUUACACGCACGCUUUGCUGACACUCGCUUAGCACACUCGGCAACGAGAAAACGAUGUCCAUUUUAAACAAGAGAACAAGUUAACGUUAGCAUUCAAGUCACAGACGAGACUCAGGGGAUAACUGAGGACUUCCGUUAGCAACAGUAGCAGGUACCGUAGCAACAGCGGACGCUUGUUUGUUUCAUCGUUACAGCUAACGGAGAAUGCAAACGGCUGCUUUACAUAGUUUACGGUGAUCAACAGAACGAACAUCCACCAUGAGACUGAAAACGUCGCUCCUAAAGGAAUCCAAACAUAAAGAACUUGUGAGCUGCGUUGGCUGGACCACAGCAGAUGAGCUGUACUCGUGCAGUGAGGAUCAUCAGAUUCUCAAGUGGAACCUGCUGACCAGUGAGACCAGUCUGAUUGUCAAACUGCCAGAGGAAAUUUACCCUACUGACCUACACUGGUUCCCCAAAACUGUUGGUGUGAAGAAACAGGCCCAGGCUGAAAUCUUUGUCCUUACCAGCACUGAUGGAAAGUUCCACUUAACCUCAAAGAUGGGUCGCAUUGAGAAGAGUGUUGAGGCGCACAAAGGAGCUGUUUUGGCUGGAAGAUGGAACUAUGACGGGACUGCUCUUAUCACUGCUGGAGAAGAUGGGCAGAUUAAAAUCUGGUCAAAAAGUGGGAUGCUACGCUCGACACUAGCCAGCCAAGGAUCUCCUGUAUAUUCUGUGGCCUGGGGUCCGGACUCGGACAGAAUUCUCUACACUUCAGGAAGACAGCUAAUUAUCAAGCCUUUACAGCCCAGCGCCAAAAUCAUACAGUGGAAGGCUCAUGAUGGGGUCAUUCUGAAGGUAGACUGGAAUUCAGUCAAUGACCUAAUCCUGUCAGGUGGGGAAGAUUGUAAAUAUAAGGUAUGGGACAGCUUUGGACAUCUGCUUCACUGCUCACUGUCUCAUGACUACCCAGUCACAUCUUUGUCCUGGGCUCCAGAUGGAGAGGUGUUUGCUGUGGGCUCUUUCAACACCCUGCGGCUCUGUGAUAAGACUGGAUGGUCCUAUGCGUUGGAGAAGCCCAACACAGGAAGUGUGUUCAGCUUGGCCUGGUCUGCGGAUGGCACCCAGCUGGCCGGGGCCUGCGGCAACGGACAUGUCAUCUUUGCCCAUGUGGUGGAGCAGCACUGGGAGUGGAAGAAUUUUGUGAUCACUCUUACAAAGAGGAGAACCAUGCAGGUGAGGAAUGUGCUGAACGAUGCAGUGGACUUAUUGGAGUUUAGAGAUCGAGUCAUCAAAGCAUCUCUGGCACACGGUCACCUAGUGGUUGCGACUUCCCUCCAGUGCUAUGUCUACAACUCAAGAAACUGGAAUACUCCUCUCAUCUUUGACCUAAAGGAGGGAACAGUCAGCCUCAUCCUACAAGCAGAGAAACAUUUUCUACUAGUGGAUGGAGCAGGGUUGUAUACGUUCUCCUAUGAAGGACGAUUGAUAUCGUCCCCAAAGUUCCCGGGUAUGAGAGCAGAUAUUCUAAAUGCCCAGAGUGUCUCACUUAGUAACGACACCAUAGCCAUUCGGGACAAGAGUGAUGAAAAAGUUAUCCUUCUCUUUGAUGCCCUGACUGGAAAGGCUCUUGGUGAUGGGAAGCCCUUGACCCACAAGCAGGAGGUGUUGGAGAUAGCUUUGGAUCAGUGUGGCCCAUCUACUGACAGGAAAAUUGCCCUGAUAGACAAGAACCGUGACCUUUAUUUGACCACCGUGCGUCAUCUUGGACGAGAACCCAAAAUCUGCAAAAUUGGUAGCAUGGUUCAUAGUAUGGCCUGGAAUGAUGCUGCUAACAUCCUGUGUGGAAUCCAAGACAACCAGCUGACAGUGUGGUACUACCCAAGUGUUGUCUUCACUGACAAGGAAUUAUUACCGAAGACACUGUGCAUAAAAGAUGGCAGUGAAUUCAGACGUGCACCCCAAGUUCUAAACUACAUUGGCACCAAAGUGACAUUACGCCAAGGAGAUGGUUCAUUGGUGUACAGCAGUGUACUACCCUUUCCUGCCCUCCUGCAUGAAUACAGCAUCUCUGCGCGCUGGGAGGAUGCACUGCGCCUCUGCUGCUAUGCAAAAGACCAAUCUUUGUGGGCAUGUCUCGCUGGCAUGGCAAUGGCAAACAGAGAGCUGACUACUGCAGAGAUGGCUUAUGCUGCCAUUGGAGAGUUACCUAGAGUUCAAUACAUCAACUUUCUAAGGGAGCAGCCAUCUAAGGAGUCAUCGUUGGCCCACAUGCUGCUGUUCAGUGGUCAGGUCCAGGAAGCUGAGGCUGCUUUCUUACAAGCUGGUCUCAUCUACCAGGCCAUACAAGUCAACAUUGACCUUUAUAACUGGGAAAGGGCAUUGGAGCUGGCAGUUAAACACAAGACCCAUGUGGACACUGUGCUGGCCUAUAGGGAGAAGUUCCUACAGAAAUUUGGCAGGAAGGAGACCAAUAAGAGAUUCCUGCAGUACUCUGAAGGGGUUGAAGUGGACUGGGAAAAAAUCCAAGCAAAGAUAGAGAUGGAGUUGUCUAAAGAGAGAGAGCGAGCUGCUAACACCUCUGUGAGGAGCAGCGUGGCCUCACGCCGUUGAUUUUUAAAAAUGUUUUUUAUUUUUUUAAGAGGGUCAUGUCCACAAUAAGUACAGCAAGUACGAUUACCUUCAUGUAAAAACCAAAACUGAACAAUUUUGAGAUUUUGUGAUGUCUGUGAUGCCUGACUUACACUACACACAUAGUCUUGUCAAGUUACAUAUAAAGCUUUAAACAAAAUCGCUUAUGUUACUGUUACUGUGGGUGGCUGAUAACAGUUUUUUAAGGCUGUCUGUAUUUCUGACCAACAGACCUGUGGCCUUCCUGUUGUAGUGACUGAUUUUGAGUGAAUCAAGUUUAAAGUUAAUCUGUUUUCAUUAACAGUUAAAUAGGUAUACGCGUUCAUCUGUAAAUUUGUAUAAGUGUUAUUUUUGUCAUGUUUCAGUUUGUUUUUUUACAUUAAAAUAUAUUUUUAUAGUUUACACAUUUAUAGUGUUGCCUUGUGGAAAUGCGAGAAUGUCCAUUAAUAAAGCAUGUGAACCAUACUGUAUGUAUUGA
Molecule: messenger RNA, 3279 nt
Organism: Maylandia zebra (zebra mbuna)
Lineage: Eukaryota; Metazoa; Chordata; Actinopteri; Cichliformes; Cichlidae
Source: RefSeq, a predicted model, not a curated record